AUGUUAACAGAUGCCUACGGUUAUUCACACGAGCAAGGCUAUACAUCAAAUGAAACAAAAUUUUUUUUACAAACAUGUUUAAUACUAUUAAAUCAGAUAAAUAAAGUGGAUAGUUGUGAUGCGUUGACCGAUUAUUUACUAUCUCAUUUAUGUCAAAUGGUUAUGGACGAUGAAAUAUCCAUUCGUCGUCUAAAAUUGAAAUCGAUGAUUAGUUACUUAGUUAAGGAAUUUAUUCAGAAUUAUUCUCUCUACAAGCUGACACUAAACGAUGUUGAAUCGGACGUGAAACAAAUCAAAUAUGUUGAAAAGAAACAAAUUAGAGGAGUAACAUUUCAUCCUUUGCCCCUGGAAGAGAGUAAACCAAUUCAGUUGUACGAGUAUGAAAACGAAAUGGAAAAUUUAGAAAAACGUCGACAACAAGUGUUGAGACACUAUGAACAUGAGCGAAAUAAAUACAACGACGCCUCUCUCUCUUUCGCCUCUGAAGAUUUAUGCAGUGGUAAUGGUGAGAAUUGCUACGAGAAUGAAAAAUUAAUCAACUCGAAACAGGAGCUACAAUCAAUGAUUCACGAAACGACGAAAUUAUCGUUUCAAAAAUUGGAUCAAUAUUUCCAGUGUAAUGUCGAUGAGCUCAGGGAAAAUAUGAGAUAUCAACUAACCAUGGCACGUCUAGUCAAACCGGACAUUGGUUACAUUCGAGAGGUGCUCGAUACACCAACGAAAAACAAGUUAAAUUCGGUAAAAAAAGAUGGAAAAACAAACAAAAAUUUGGAGAAGAAAAUUGGUGGGAAAGGAAAAAAUUAA
This is a messenger RNA of Didymodactylos carnosus, 804 nucleotides long. Lineage: Eukaryota; Metazoa; Rotifera; Eurotatoria; Philodinida; Philodinidae. The record is from the annotation of a GenBank genome assembly.